AUGGCGUAUGACGAAGAGAUUAGAAAUAUUUUGCGGAAAUCCCUAGAGAAGAUAGGAGUUAGGAUUGCAUAUAUUCGAGGGGGUGGUGUUGUUCUUCGAGAGAGAAAGAACAAAUCUCCAGGCCAAGCAUUUCCAUUAGGUGUAUCACAAGUCGACAACGGGAUCAACUUUGCUAUAUUUUCACAACAUGCAACUGUUGUCGCACUUUGUUUGGUCCUUCCUGAAAGGGAAAGCAUUGAUACACUGGAUGGUGGUAUGAUAGAACUGGCUUUGGACCCUCAUUUAAACAAAACAGGGGAUGUUUGGCACAUAUGUAUUGAGGAUCUUCCUGGGAGAAAUGUUUUGUACGGGUAUCGAAUAGAUGGAUCUCAAGACUGGGGUAAGGGGCAUCUGUUUGACAGAAGCAUUGUGCUUGUUGAUCCUUAUGCAAAACUAGUUGAAGGUCGUAGAUAUUUUGGGGAUAUUAGCAAGAAGUUGUCUAAGUUUCUGGGCACAUAUGAGUUUGACAGCUUGCCUUUUGACUGGGGAGAGAAUUAUAAGCUUCCAAAUAUUGCCGAGAAAGAUCUUGUUAUAUAUGAGAUGAAUGUUCGUGCAUUUACAAUGGAUGAAUCUAGUGGAUUGGAUAACAACAUUCGUGGAAGCUAUCUUGGUGUGAUUGAGAAGAUCCCACAUCUUCUAGAGCUUGGUAUCAAUGCAGUGGAGUUGCUGCCUAUCUUUGAGUUUGAUGAGUUGGAAUUGCAAAGGCGUCCGAAUCCUAGAGAUCACAUGAUUAAUACGUGGGGUUAUUCAACAAUAAAUUUCUUUGCUCAUAUGAGUCGCUAUGCUAGUGCUGGAGGAGGACCAGUUAAUGCUUCCCAAGAGUUCAAGCAAAUGGUUAAAGCCUUACAUUCUGCUAGCAUAGAGGUUAUUUUGGAUGUUGUCUACAAUCAUACUAAUGAGGCUGAUGAUCCCAAUCCUUACACUACUUCAUUUCGUGGCAUAGAUAAUAAGGUUCUGGUAGGUUCAAUUUGUGAUGUUGAUGAUGGUUUCGCUGCAGGAGGGUAUGAAUGGAUUUGGAUGUGGCAUAAAAGUUGCAUACUAAAAGAUCACGAUGUUUUUGAUACUUGGCCUUGA
This is a messenger RNA of Vicia faba (fava bean), 1113 nucleotides long. The record is from the annotation of a GenBank genome assembly. NCBI's taxonomy places the organism in Eukaryota, Viridiplantae, Streptophyta, Magnoliopsida, Fabales, Fabaceae.